AUUUUGCUUUGAAUAUUCGUUUUGAUCGCUUCCUGAACACUGGGAACUGGUAUUGCCGAAGUGAGUCGAUCCUUGAUCUGGAAAAAUUCUGGGAACGUAGAAACUUAGAAAAAUUUACAUGUUAAUAGAUGCACAUAAAAGUUGUAAUCAUCAAAAUACCCCGCAUUAUAUAAACCCGACAAGAUUGUGGUACACUCAAGCGUGACAACUGCGAUAGAUUUCCUGACACCGCUUCCCACCGUAAUCGAUAGCCGAAGUGGAUAAAGGGACGUACAGGUCAAACAUACAACCUACUAAUGGAUCUAUGCGUGAUCGGAGCAGGAGUGGUCGGAUUGACUACCGCCCUGGAAUUGCAACGGGAAUUUCGCAAUGCAAACAUUACCAUAGUGGCGGAUCGGUUCGAACAAGACACCUGCAGUGAUGUGGCGGCUGGACUGUUCCGACCUGGGACUAGUUUCUGCGGACCGACGGAAGAAAUUACUAGAAAAUGGAUUUCUGAUGCGUACCGCUACUGGGAUGAUAUCCGCAAAACGGAGGAUGCCAUCGAUGCAGGAGUGACACAACUUUCGGGUUAUAUUUUCUCCAGCAUCGAUCCGGCAAUUGUACGGAAUCAUUACAUUGAAAAAGUGGUCCCGUUGUACCGUUCCGCGACUGAAUCGGAACUGAAGCUGUGCCCCGGUGAGUGGAAGUAUGGAUCAUUCUUCACUACGAUUCUGACUGAAUGUAGGCUGUUUCAACCAUGGGCUACAAAAAGAAUACUACGGAACGGAGGUCGAAUUGUAACAGGGAAAAUAGACAAUUUUUCGAAGCUUAAUGGAAAGUUCGACGUUGUCGUUAACUGCACCGGUAUGGGAGCGAAACAAUUGUGUGGAGAUUACAAACUUGUACCUAUACGAGGCCAAGUGAUCAAAGUGAAGGCUUCCUGGGUGAAGACAGCUUUCUACGCGGACUACGAUACCUAUAUCAUUCCCGGUUUUCAGGGUGUCACGCUGGGAGGUUGUCGUAAUUUUGAUAGUUAUAAUUCGGAACUAUGCAAACACGACUCAGCAGCAAUCAGGGAGAGAUGUGAAGCAUUGUUGCCUAGUCUAAAGGGUGCGCCUGUUAUCAGAGAAGCAGUGGGCUUGAGACCUCAUCGAGACCCGGUGCGAGUGGACACUGAAUUGGUCGAAACCGCCACGGGACGUUUGAAAGUGGUUCACAACUACGGACACGGUGGCUAUGGGGUAACAACAGCCCCAGGAACGGCGAUUUACGCUGCUCGAUUGGUGUCUGAUAUGUUUAAGAGCAAUAGCAAAUUGUGAAAAUUAAACUUUUUUUAUAUAUAACAGAUAAAUGCAUAUGAUUUCUCUUAAAA
Malaya genurostris is the source of this 1354-nucleotide messenger RNA. It is a transcript of the gene Daao1, whose product is annotated as D-aspartate oxidase. Gene Ontology annotation, molecular function: D-amino-acid oxidase activity; FAD binding. The coding region runs from base 297 to 1301 and encodes 334 amino acids. NCBI's taxonomy places the organism in Eukaryota, Metazoa, Arthropoda, Insecta, Diptera, Culicidae. The record is from RefSeq and is a predicted model, not a curated record. The transcript is spliced from 6 exons.